Messenger RNA from Nyctereutes procyonoides (raccoon dog), 1425 nucleotides. It is a transcript of the gene ISM2, whose product is annotated as isthmin 2. The record is from RefSeq and is a predicted model, not a curated record. Bases 75 to 1316 code for a protein of 413 amino acids. Lineage: Eukaryota; Metazoa; Chordata; Mammalia; Carnivora; Canidae. The transcript is spliced from 5 exons.
GGCGAGGCCGGGCGCGAACGGCCGCGCGGGAGCCGCUCGGGGGGCGCGGUGGGAGCGGCGCCGAGAGGGAGACGAUGCCCCGACUGCCGGGCCGCGCGGGGCUGCUGCUCGGCGUGGGGCUGCUGGCGGCGCUGCUGGCCGCGGGCCGGGCGCUCCCCCUGAGGAAGCCGCGGCCCCGGGGCCCCGCGAGGCUGGCGGAGGUACCAGCCUCCCCAGAUUGCAGCUCUCCUAGGGAAGAAGAGGGGAUCCCACCGCUCCCCAGAACCCGCUUCCAGGCAGGGCCACGCCGGCACAGGCGCCGGGCUCUCAGUGAGCCAGCAGCCCUGAGCCCAGACAAGGCGACCCCUCCCAGGACCCUGGAGGAUGCUCCCUUGCUGCUUGAGCUGCAGAAGCUGCCAGGAUUGGCCAACACAGACUUGAGUGCCCCAAACCCCAACAUCCAGGUGACCAUCGAGGUGGUGGAGGAUCCGCAGGCCGAGGUGGAGAUGGACCUACCCAGCAAUCGCUGGCCACAGGAUGCCUCAAGCUGGCUACCCACCAAGGAGCUCUUCUGGCCCCUAUUCUGGGGGUACCUAGAGGGCGAGGAGGGAAGGACUGAUCUCAAGGGCAGAGCCCCAGGGGAAGAAGAGGAGGAGGAAGAGGAGGUGGAGGAGGAUUACCCUGUAGAGUACAGCGAGAGUGAGGACCAGGAGGACAGCGAUGACGAGGAGGAGCUUGGGUUCAGUGGGGCCACAGGCAGCUGGGAGCAGGGCUGGCUGGCCCCUGGGGACUGGGCCUUCAAGGAGCCGGAUGGCUAUGAUGUGGACAGCUGCGAGAAGUGGCUGAACUGCAAGAGCGACUUCCUGGCCGAGUACCUGCGCCGGGUGCUGCAGGACCUGCCCAGCUGCCCGUGCGCGUACCCGCUGGAGGCCGAGGCCCGCGCCGUGAGCCUGCAGGACGAGCGCCGGGGCCGCAGCUUCCGCUGGAGGGACGCCAGCGGCCCGCGGGAGCGCCUGGACGUGUACCAGCCCACGGCGCGCUUCUGCCUGCGCUCGCUGCGGUCGGUGGAGAGCAGCACCCUGGCCGCCCAGCACUGCUGCUACGACGCGGGCAGCCGGCUGCUGACGCGGGGCAAGGGCGCAGGCGCCCCCGACCUGGUCAGCACCGACUUCUCGCCGGAGCUGCACUUCAAGGUGGACACGCUGCCCUGGAUCCUCUGCAAGGGGGACUGGAGCCGCGUCCACGCCGCGCGGCCCCCCAACAACGGCCGGGCCUGCGCCGACAACCCUCCCGAGGAGGAGUACCUGGCGCAGCUGCAGGAGGCCAAGGAGUACUAGCAGGGGCCCGCGGCGCGGCCCUCACCCUGCCUCUGCCCCUGCCUCUGCCUGUGAACCCAGGGCAGACCCUGCACUGUCACUCCUGGCAUUUGGGGAAGAACAAAGACAC